This is a messenger RNA of Helianthus annuus (common sunflower), 1395 nucleotides long. Its product is annotated as dentin sialophosphoprotein-like. The coding region runs from base 1 to 1395 and encodes 464 amino acids. Lineage: Eukaryota; Viridiplantae; Streptophyta; Magnoliopsida; Asterales; Asteraceae. The transcript has a single exon. The record is from RefSeq and is a predicted model, not a curated record.
AUGGAAAAUUAUGACAAAAUGAUGUAUGGCAAACCUAAUGAUUAUGUUGCAUAUGAUCCAUCUAAGUUUAAAAAUGAUCCACAUGCUGAUUUCAAAAAACCAAUGAAUUUUGUCAAAAAUGAAAAUGCUCAAAAUGAAUCAGUAGAUAAGUCCGAUCAUAUAAAUGAAACAGUAACAAAUACAGAAGCCGAAACUGAAACAAAAACGGAACCAGUUAACAAACCCGCAGAGGAGAUAAAGGAAAGUUCACCAAAUUCUGAUUCUGUUGAAAAUACUAACUGUUCUAGUUUGUGUGCAGAGUCAGUAAGAACUGAAGAGAAGUCUAAAGAGGAUGAUGAAUCACAUCAAAGUGCUGCUGAUAAUGUUAUUUCUGAUAAAAAUGACCUUUAUGCUUGGAAUUGUGUUUUUUCUUGGUUUGCUGAGACUUGGGGUGUUCCCACUAAGACUGAUGAAUCUGGUGCUAUUAUUUUAGAUUAUGCAUGUGAUAAAAAUGACUAUGUUGAGAAUAAUGAAAAUGUUGAAAAUGAUGUGGCAGGAGAGCCUUAUGUGUCAUCUGAGGAAUUUGAGACAUCUGUUUCGAAUAACUCAGAAAACAAUUCUGAUGAUUCAGAAAACUGCACCUGUAUGCCUGAAACAUCGAAUGACACAUCAGAUGCUUCCUGCAGUAAUGAUGAAUUUGAUGUGAUUGAUUGUGAUAAUGAAGAAUUUAUUGUUGAGCAGGGAUCAUCUGACGGUCUUGGCAAUCAAUCAGAGGAUUCAAGAAUCUCAGAUAAUGAGCUAAAAUCUUCGAGCAUUUCCGACUGUGAUAAUCAAUCAGAAUCUAGCAGCAUUGCGAAAGAAGACAGUCAAACUGUCUUAGACAUAGACAACUCAUCAUCUGAGUUACCAGAAUCAUCUAAUGUCGAGAUCUCAGAAGCUGAUCUGAUUGAAAAGACAUCCAUAGAGUCCAAUUUUGCAGAAACCCAUGGAAACAUGAAAACUAUGGAGAAGGAAUCCAUAGAAAUCAAUUCCACAGUCGAAUCAGAUGAUGAAACUGUAGAAGAAAUUAUUGUGGAAAACUUCUCUGCAGAUUCUUCUGAGGACAUGGUCUCUAAAGAAAAGGAAGAUGUGAAAGUCACUUCCACAGAUAGUUCAUUUAUCGAUCCCAAAAGUGACCUUAACAAAACAGAGUCAACUGAAUUUGUUCCCCCUAAAAGAAAGCGGUCAUGUAGAAACAGAAGGCCAAAGAGAAAGAAUGCAAAAAGGGAAAACCCAAAUCUCAAGCAAACAGAACUCAAGCUCAAGGGUAAGGUCACAGAUACUUACUCUUUUGCUGACAGCUGUGAGCCGGGUUCAUCCAAGAACAAGCACCCUCAAAAGCACUCAGCGUCAAAUGAAUGGAAAAGACGUGAUUAG